AUGAUGGGUGAAGCGAACAUGAACACCCCUUGCCUCAACAUAGCUCUGGUCGCCGAGGAAAAGUCGACCUAUCUACAGCUCGGCUAUUCGGAAGAGCAGUGCGCGGCGCUUCCACACGAAGGUGAAAUUGAUGCUGUAUUGGCUACACUCCAAAGUCUGGGCUACCAUGUCACGCGGGUGUCUGGCAUACAAUCCCUGGUCCAGCUACUAGCGGCGGGAAAGCAUAAGAGCUGGGAUCUGGUUUUCAAUAUGUCACAAGGCGUCUAUGGAUCUGCAAGAGAGGCACAGGUCCCAGCGAUCUUGGAAGCGUAUCAAAUUCCUUAUACAUUCAGUGACGCCGCGACAAUGUCAUCAUGCCAGAACAAAGCUGUCACAAAGACUAUCCUAGACCGUUACAAAGUUCCUAACGCGCCUUUUGCCUUGAUUCCUAUGCUGGAGGGGAAGGCGAACAUUUCUGAAUCUUGCGCGGCACUGCCAGCUUAUCCACUGUUUAUCAAGCCGGUCAGCGAAGGAUCCUCGAAAGGAAUUGAUAGCUUCAACAAAGUGAAUGAUUCAGCGGAGCUGGACCUAGCAUUACAAGAACUAGGUUCCAAAUUCCCCGACCAAGAUGCUCUUGUGGAAUCAUUCUUGUCGGGCAGGGAAUUCACAGUGAGCAUGUUGGGAACCGGAGCACAUAGCCGGGUUAUUGGAAUCAGAGAACAUAUCUGGCAAACGUCCCACAACCACAGCAACGACAAUGCUCACCGCUCAAAUCCGUCGCUGGACUUCGCUUGCGUACACAGCAAGUCCAGUACGGCAGGUAGGAUGUUAGUAUACAAUGACUCGCAUGACAUGAACGCACCUCAAAUCAAAGCUGCCUGUCAGGUUGCUUUAGACACUUGGAAAGUCUUUAAAUGCCGGGAUAGUGGGCGUGUCGACAUUCGCUUCAGUUCAGACAAACAAGAUUCCAUUCCGAAUGUGUUGGAGGUGAAUCCUAUUGCUGGCCUUCUUCCAGGCCAUUCACCAUUGCCAGCAUCGGCGAAGGUAAACGCGCUUUCCUUCGAGGAACUCUUGUCUGGAAUUGUUGAAAGCACCCUUAAACGAGCACAUCAUCCAUCUUCUCAUGCCGAUCGCAGGCAAUGCCCCAUUCACCUAAAAGCGGAUCGCGAA
Messenger RNA from Penicillium verhagenii, 1149 nucleotides. RefSeq names its product D-alanine--D-alanine ligase family protein. The record is from RefSeq and is a predicted model, not a curated record. Gene Ontology annotation, biological process: peptidoglycan biosynthetic process. NCBI's taxonomy places the organism in Eukaryota, Fungi, Ascomycota, Eurotiomycetes, Eurotiales, Aspergillaceae. The transcript is spliced from 3 exons. The annotation marks the transcript as partial. Gene Ontology annotation, molecular function: metal ion binding; D-alanine-D-alanine ligase activity; ATP binding.